CAGAUGUCCGGCGCGGCGGGCGAGAACCUCGAGGGCGCCGCUGGCGUUGGCGCGAACGGUGCUGGCUCACUCGGAGCAUCGGGCGCAGCAGGCCAAAAGGCAGAUGGUGCCGCAGGUGUUGCUGGCACUGCGGCUGGCGGCGCUGGCGCAGCAGGUGGUGCUGGAACUUCCGGCGCAGGCCUCGCAGGCUCCGCCACUGGCCAGACUGGCGCAGGUGCUGGUGCGACCAACACUGGCGCAGGCGGCGCUGCCAUCUAGACUCGUCCACUAGCUGUUUAUUAUGCAUCUGGCUCUAUCG
This is a messenger RNA of Mixia osmundae IAM 14324, 298 nucleotides long. RefSeq lists its product as uncharacterized. The annotation marks the transcript as partial. The transcript has a single exon. Lineage: Eukaryota; Fungi; Basidiomycota; Mixiomycetes; Mixiales; Mixiaceae. The record is from RefSeq and is a predicted model, not a curated record.